UCCGCCCCCAUCCCCAUUCCCACCUCCUCGCUUCGCAAGCUGCGCCGAGUCCCUCCCACCCAUGCUGUCCUGCACCUACUAGCUGAGCUCGCUCGUGCUCCCCGUCCGAGCCCAGGCCGCGUUCGUGGGGGGCUGGAUUGCUCGGCGAGCGGGCGAUGGACGUCGUCGUCGGGCUGCCGUCGUCUCCGCCCGAGUCCGGGCGCUCCUCGCCGUCUCCGACCGCGUCGCCCGAGUUCGAGUUCUGGAUGGUGGGCAAGAACCCGGGGACAUUCCCCUCCCCCGCCCUGCUCACCGCCGACGAGCUCUUCUCCGAUGGCAUUGUGCUCCCUCUCCACACCCUCCAGGCCCCUCCUCCUUGCCCCGACGCCGGCCAAGACGACGGCGAGGAAGACGCUGAGGAAGAUGCCGACCCCAACGUCGACGUCAACGACUCCUCGGAGCCGCCGGAGGAGGAAGGGGAGCCUGCCGCGCAGCCGCUCGCGGAGGCGUGCGCCGUCCCGACGCCGGACCUCCCCGCGGUCACUUUCAAGUGGAAGGACAUCUUCAAGGCCACCGGCGAGUCCAAGGAGCGCGCCAAGAAGGCGGAGCGCCGCGUCAGCACCGUCAGCGGCAACGCCGAGCUCAUCAACAUCAACAUAUGGCCCUUCUCCCGGAGCCGCUCCGCUGGCCACUCUACCUCCGGCGCCGGCGCCGGCGCUAGCAGCAAGGCCAAGGCGAGCACUCCCAGCACCGGCAACGCCAGUGCCGCUGCUGCCAGCGCACCGGUGGCGGCUACCGCGACGGCGGCGGGGCGCAAGGUGAGCAGCGCGCCGUGCUCCCGGAGCAACUCCCGCGGCGAGGCCUCCGGGUCGGGGGUGCCGGCCGUCGCCAUCGCGGCGGCAGCGGAAAAGGCCGCUGCGCAAGCGCCCGCCACGUCCAUGCUGAGGCGGUGGGUUCCCGGCGGUCAGGGCAGAGCAGGCCUGAGCGCGAACGGCAUCCGCCUGGGAAGAGCCAGCCCAGUCUGGCAGCUGAGGCGCAACAAGCUACAGCAGCAGCAAGCCGCCGCGGAGCAGAAGCAGAGCAGCAACGCCACCGCCAGCGGCAAGAACAAGGCCGUCCCGGAAGACGACGCGGCGACGAGCCAAGUCCAAGCGGACGCCGGCGAAGCAGCAGACAAGGCGACGGCGUCCGCUGCUGCAGACGCAGCGCCGGCGACCGUGAGCGCGCCAGCCGCCGCGUGCCGGAACAACGCGGCCUGCGCGGAGGUGGCCGGCGAGGAGUGCGUGCCGCCGCAGGGGCUGUUCGGCCUCCGCACCUUCUUCUCCAAGAAGGUGUACUGAUCCCGACGAGCCACACCGCGCCAUGCGUUGCCGUGGCGCACUCGCUGAAUGUACAUAGGACUCGAGCCGGUACAGGCUCGUCUCUCUCGUCGAUCCCUUGCACGACCCCCUCCUCCGCCACCCGUUCGUUCGCUAGCUUAAGCAUUCUUUUUCUCUUGCUUAUCUCUGCACUGUACCACGCAUCGCCAUGAAUGAUAGCUCAGCUCAAGCUGCCGUCCCCUCCAUCA
Molecule: messenger RNA, 1546 nt
Organism: Triticum urartu
Lineage: Eukaryota; Viridiplantae; Streptophyta; Magnoliopsida; Poales; Poaceae
Product: serine/arginine repetitive matrix-like protein
Source: RefSeq, a predicted model, not a curated record